UCGUUACAUGGGUCUAUCAGUCUCUACCUUAGCAGUCACAGGAUCGUCACGCUGAUAGGAGUUUUUUAUUGGAAAAUAUUCUGAAUCAUACUAUCAAAAUGUACACACAAAGAGUGUACUUAUUGUCACUUUUCCUCGGGCUGGCGCUAAGUGCCACCCACCAUAACCACAACCUAGGCGGGGGGACAUUGAUCACGGACAUUGUGGAUCGCCUCUGGAUCAAUGCCGACAUCAACGAUGACAGUGAACUUAGUGAACCGGAGUUCUUGAGGGAGUUCAUCGACAACUUCGAUCGUGACGGUCAACAUACCGUGAGCGAGACCGAGUUUAUACAUCAGUGGAGCCACAGUUACCAUGAACAUAAAGACUUCACGCAGCUCGUAUUCCAACACUUCGAUCUUGACGGAGACGGCACGCUUACUGAAAGUGACCUUCACAGGCUCUUCAAUCACAUGGACCUUAACGCUGACACGCAGAUCAGUAAGGCCGAGUUUACCACCAUGAUGGCUUACGUGUUUGGCCGGCUUCCUUAUGAGUGAUCUAGCCUAGAAUGGUUUAUCCUAUCGGAGUCACCGAGCAAUGAAAACGUAUAAAGAGAAAUCAAAUAAAUAAGAUCGGACAUUAAACAUGCGUUAUACACUUAUUACACUGAC
This is a messenger RNA of Mizuhopecten yessoensis (Yesso scallop), 653 nucleotides long. RefSeq names its product calcium-dependent protein kinase 31-like. Gene Ontology annotation, molecular function: calcium ion binding. Lineage: Eukaryota; Metazoa; Mollusca; Bivalvia; Pectinida; Pectinidae. Bases 99 to 539 code for a protein of 146 amino acids. The record is from RefSeq and is a predicted model, not a curated record. The transcript is spliced from 5 exons.